Ostrinia nubilalis (European corn borer) is the source of this 1863-nucleotide messenger RNA. RefSeq names its product gremlin-2-like. The coding region runs from base 57 to 722 and encodes 221 amino acids. NCBI's taxonomy places the organism in Eukaryota, Metazoa, Arthropoda, Insecta, Lepidoptera, Crambidae. The record is from RefSeq and is a predicted model, not a curated record. Gene Ontology annotation, molecular function: BMP binding; receptor ligand activity. Gene Ontology annotation, biological process: animal organ morphogenesis. The transcript has 2 exons.
GCCGGCAGUGCACACGUGCGCCGCGCUCCGACCUACGCCGACGCACUGCCUACGACAUGUUGUCUCCCAUCUCUCGAUACAACAUGGAGAGCUUCACAAAAACACACUUUUGGCUCGCCGCAGCCGCACUCCUCGCCGCCUGCGGCGUCUGCGCCGGCGCCGGCGUGCGGAAACCCUUCACGCCGACUGACUCGAUCCUCGACAUCAUCGACACCGAGCAGGUCGAGAAGAUCCUCGCCGCGAGGCAGCGCGCCGAGCAGGCGACCGCCCCGCCGACCUCUUACGUGCAACGAAACGAACUCGGCGAAGGCAGCGCCGAAGCCAUGGUCGUCUCCGUACCCGACCAGGAAGAAAUUCGAAAAGCCCUGAAAUCAUCCAAAAACGCACUCGUCGUCACCAAAAAGGAGUACCUCAAGGAAGACUGGUGCAAAACGGAACCGCUAGUGCAAAAAAUCCGCGAGCCCGGUUGCAUACCCGCGACGGUGAUAAACAAAUUCUGUUACGGUCAGUGCAAUUCGUUUUACAUUCCGAAGGGCCCGCGGCGCCGCGACAACAACGACGAGCGGCCUCCGCCGGCGUUCAAGUCCUGCUCGUUUUGUCGGCCCAAGAAGGUGACCUGGAUCACGGUGACCCUGCGGUGCCCGGGUCAGAACCCGCCCUUCAGACGUAAACGCUUGCAGAAGAUCAAGCAAUGCAAGUGUUUGCCGGUGGGUGUGAAUUGACGUCGGCGCGAGGACGGAGCCUCCAGCGCAGAGGCGUGCUACCGUCGAGGACGUCGAUAGAGGCCGGGCGAGCCGGGGCGCUGCGGGCGCGGAUCGUCUCUCGCCUCCAGCACUACUGGUAACGGAUUCGGCUCGCGUGCUCUCAUACGUCAAUAAACAUGACGUCAUGUGAUGCAUAAUUAGAUGCCAGUGUAGAGUUAUUUUCUCGAGCGGCUUCGACUGCAAGUCGUCAAGCAAAAGCUUUAAUUGUUCGUAGCGAAACUAAUUAGGAAGUUUGUUAGAACAUCGGUGGCCUUGCGUUCGUUUAAGGAUAUUUGAUGUGAGCCUGUGGAAACGUGCCGUGGGUGGACAGUGUGUUAGUGCUAGAGAUUAAUUUGUUUAAUAAUAUUACUGAAUGUGUGAUACUAGAUGUAGAGCCAGUGCGUUGAUUAGUAAGUACUUUAACAAGUCACAUAUUAGAUUUAAAAGCAUCAGUCUAGGGAUGUUUGUUUAUUUAUUUUCUGUUAUAGCUAUACCGAAAUACGCUUAUAAGUACGUAAUAAUUAUGCUAUUUUUAGUGAAGUUAUGAGCGGAAUAAAAGUAAGAUGUAGAGUCGGUCGGUGCAGCAGUGUAAACAUAGGUUUUAUGAUAUAACUGAAAUAUUAUUAUGAUCUCUGUUCGCUCUCAAAACAAACUAUUGUUUAUGUCUACGUAUCUAUGAUUCUGGGCUUAAUUAGGUAUUUAUUGUAGAAAUUGUGUAACCAUUUCAUAAUUAUGCAGUUAACAUGUAUCAUCAGUAUUAUAAACUUCAUAAAUUACAAAGUAAAUUAAUAUCUAUGUAAUUGAAAAAGUAUUAUUUAUGCAUAGACGAGAAAGUAAUGGAAUGAUGUUUAAAUAAAUUAUAUUUGUUCAUCAAGCAAUCUUAAAUAUGUUUUCUGUUACCAAUCCCUGAAAUUGAUAUUUUAAUGUUUGUCGAAAGUCAAAAAUUUGCAAAAUAAAUGUAGAUAUGUACUUAAUUUUGUGCGGAAAUGUACCUGCCUAUUUUCUUUGAUGAUUUGUUUUGAAUUCGCAUCACGCAUGUUUUGCUACAAUGUCUUAUUGAACGACAAUUAUGUUAAAUAAUUUCGACUCAACCGAAAUAGAAUUCGUUCUGAAAGUUACA